Molecule: messenger RNA, 3266 nt
Organism: Lepus europaeus (European hare)
Lineage: Eukaryota; Metazoa; Chordata; Mammalia; Lagomorpha; Leporidae
Gene: POSTN
Product: periostin
Exons: 23
Coding region: 37-2547 (836 amino acids)
Molecular function (GO): protein binding
Source: RefSeq, a predicted model, not a curated record
UCUCUUCGGGGACUAACUGCAACGGAGAGACAAAAGAUGAUUCCUUUCUUACCCAUAUUUGCUGUCCUCCUGCUGCUUGUUGUUAACCCUGCAAACGCCAAUGGUUAUUAUGACAAGGUUUUGGCUCAUAGCCGUAUCAGGGGCCGGGAUCAGGGCCCAAACGUCUGUGCCCUUCAACAGAUCCUAGGCACCAAAAAGAAAUACUUCAGCUCUUGUAAGAACUGGUACCAAGGUGCCAUAUGUGGGAAGAAAACGACUGUGUUAUAUGAAUGCUGUCCUGGUUACAUGAGAAUGGAAGGAAUGAAAGGCUGCCCAGCAGUUAUGCCUAUCGACCAUGUUUAUGGAACACUGGGCAUUGUGGGAGCCACUACAACACAGCGUUAUUCUGAUGUCUCAAAACUGAGGGAAGAGAUUGAAGGAAAGGGAUCAUUCACCUACUUCGCCCCCAGUAAUGAGGCUUGGGACAACUUGGAUUCUGAUAUCCGCAGAGGUCUGGAGAGCAAUGUAAAUGUUGAAUUAUUGAAUGCUUUACACAGCCACAUGGUUAAUAAGAGAAUGUUGACCAAGGACUUAAAGAAUGGCAUGAUUAUUCCUUCAAUGUAUAACAAUCUGGGGCUUUUCAUUAACCAUUAUCCUAAUGGCGUUGUCACCGUUAACUGUGCUCGAGUUAUCCAUGGGAAUCAGAUUGCAACAAAUGGAGUUGUACAUGUCAUUGACCGCGUCCUCACACAAAUUGGAACUUCAAUUCAAGACUUCAUUGAAGCAGAAGAUGACCUUUCAUCUUUUAGAGCAGCUGCCAUCACGUCUGACAUACUGGAGACCCUUGGGAGAGAUGGACACUUCACACUCUUUGCUCCCACCAAUGAAGCUUUUGAGAAACUCCCACGUGGUGUGCUGGAGAGGAUCAUGGGGGACAAAGUGGCUUCUGAAGCUCUCAUGAAAUAUCACAUUCUAAAUACUCUCCAGUGUUCUGAGGCUAUUAUGGGAGGAGCCGUCUUUGAAACCAUGGAAGGAAACACAAUUGAGAUAGGCUGUGAAGGUGACAGCAUAACAAUAAAUGGAGUCAAAAUGGUGAACAAAAAAGACAUUGUGACAAACAAUGGUGUGAUCCACUUGAUUGAUGAGGUCCUAAUUCCUGACUCUGCCAAACAAGUGAUUGAGCUGGGUGGAAAACAGCAAACCACUUUCACAGACCUUGUGGCCCAAUUAGGUUUGGCAUCUUCUUUGAAGCCAGAUGGAGAAUACACUUUGCUGGCACCUGUGAAUAAUGCAUUUUCUGAUGAUACUCUGAGCAUGGAUCAGCGCCUUCUCAAAUUAAUUCUGCAGAAUCACAUAUUGAAAGUAAAAGUUGGCCUUAAUGAGCUUUACAAUGGACAAAUAUUGGAGACAAUUGGAGGCAAAAAGCUCAGAGUCUUCGUAUAUCGUACAGGUGUCUGCAUUGAAAAUUCAUGCAUGGUGAGAGGAAGCAAGCAAGGAAGAAAUGGUGCUAUUCACAUAUUCCGAGAGAUCAUCAAACCAGCAGAGAAAUCUCUCCAUGAAAAACUGAAGCAGGAUAAGCGCUUUAGCAUCUUCCUCAGCCUUCUCGAAGCUGCAGAUUUGAAGGACCUCCUGACACAACCUGGAGAUUGGACCUUAUUUGCACCAACCAAUGAUGCCUUUAAGGAACUGACUAAUGAAGAAAAAGAAAUUCUGAUUCGGGACAAGAAUGCUCUUCAAAACAUCAUCCUUUAUCACCUUACACCAGGAGUGUUCAUUGGAAAGGGAUUUGAACCUGGCGUUACUAACAUUCUAAAGACCACACAAGGAAGCAAAAUCUACCUGAAAGGAGUAAAUGAUACACUUCUGGUGAAUGAAUUGAAAUCCAAGGAAUCGGACAUCAUGACAACAAAUGGGGUCAUUCAUGUUGUAGAUAAACUCCUCUAUCCAGCAGACAUACCCAUCGGAAAUGAUCAGCUGCUGGAAAUACUUAAUAAACUGAUCAAAUACAUCCAAAUUAAGUUUGUUCGUGGUAGUACCUUCAAAGAAAUACCCAUGACUGUCUAUACAACUAAAAUUAUAACCAAAGUUGUGGAACCAAAAAUUAAAGUGAUUCAAGGCAGUCUUCAGCCUAUUAUCAAAACUGAAGGACCCAAAAUAACCAAGGUCAACAUUGAAGAGGAUCCUGAAUUCAAAGUGAUUACAGAAGGUGAAACUGUAACUGAAGUGAUCCAUGGAGAGCCAAUUAUUAAGAAGUACACCAAAAUCAUUGAUGGAGUGCCUGUGGAAAUAACCGAAAAAGAGACACGUGAAGAACGAAUUAUUACAGGGCCUGAAAUAAAAUACACUAGGAUUUCUACUGGUGGUGGAGAAACAGAGGAAACCCUCAAGAAGCUGUUGCAGGAAGAGGUCACCAAGGUCACCAAAUUCAUUGAAGGUGGUGAUGGUCAUUUAUUUGAAGAUGAAGACAUUAAAAGACUGCUUCAGGGAGACACACCUGUGAGGAAAAUACAAGCCAACAAAAGGGUUCAGGGAUCCAGAAGACGAUCAAGAGAAGGUCGUUCUCAGUGAAAAUCGGAACACCAGACACCAAGUUUAUACCACCCUAAGUCAAUAACCUGACCUUAAAAGAAAAUUAUCAGAGCCAUGUUGACUUCAGGAACUGAAAAAUCAGCACAAAGGAAAAAUCAUCCAACAAUUUUGAACAAUUUUAAUAUUAUUUUCCGAAUGAGAAACAUAAGGGAAAGUGUGAGAUUAGGCUGCUGUGAGUUAGGAACUGAAAGAAGCAUAGCAAACUGUGGCUUUUCAACUUGACAUUAAAGGUUGACACUAACUCUUGAAUCCAUCAAGGAAAAUCCCUGUUACUACAUUCAUUACAUUUCAAAGCGUGGAGCUUAUCCCAUUGAGAACACUGAGUCUUGAAUGUUUGUAAUGGAUAAAUAAAAUGCAUGCAAGCAGUUACCUCUCCAUGGGAAACUAGAUUUAAAAAAAUGGGUGCUCAGAAUAAAACAAAAAAUCUUUUAGGUCAAAAGGCUUUGCACAUUUCUAAUACAACGUGGGUUUACUGGUAAAUUAUGUUAUUUUUGCAGUUAAUUUUAUACUCUUAAAAUGUUUGUCAUAUACUUCUUGCAAUACAUAUUUUUUAUCUCAAACAUUUCAAUAAAACCGUUUUUAGGUAUAAAGAGAAUUACUUCAGAUUGGGUAAUUCAGAAAACUCAAAGUUUAAAAAAGAGUGGUUUGGACUUGGGAACAGACUUUAUACCUCUUUUAUUGUAAUGAGUAUUCAUUAA